AUGUCGGAAGUACAAGAUGAUUCACAGAAACCAAAAGAUGAAAACCUAAAAGAUGAAAACCUAAAAGAUGAAAAACCAAAAGAUGAAAUAACAAAAGACGAAAAACCAAAAGAUGAAAACUUAAAAGAUGAAAAUUAUGAUAAAAUUUUAGAGCGAAGGAUUGUUAGAAAAUGUGAUUUCUAUAUGCUGCCCGUAUUGACCGUACUAUACCUGUUAGGCAUCAUUGAUCGUGCUAACAUAGGAAAUGCUGCUAUAGCUGGAUUUGAUUACAAAUACUUGAAUACCUCUCCUGCUGCUUUUAAUUUUGCUAUAGCUGUGUAUUUCAUCGCUUAUAUGAUAUUCGAAAUCCCUGCAAGCUUAAUGACUAAAAUAUUAGGUUUUCCUAUUUGGAUACCAAUUAUAAUGUUUUGUUGGGCCGCUGCCUCUAUGAGUCAAGCUGCAUGUACAAAUGUUGUCCAAUUAGGAAUUGUUAGAUUUUUAUUAGGAAUGGCUGAAGCUGGUUUUCCCCCAUCAGUAAUAGAAUAUGUUGGUUUAUUUUAUGCCAGGAAAGAAUUAACUUUAAGGUAUUCUAUCUUCAUGACUUUGAUCUCCAUCGCUGGUGCAUUUAGUGGAAUCGCUGCUUUCUUCAUAGUCCAAAUAUCUGGAACUUCAUUACAUGGUUUUCAAUGGUUAUUUUUAAUUGAAGGCAUACCAACUAUUAUUACUGCUAUAGUUAUUGCCUUAUACAUGACUCGUGGUCCUGCUGAUGCUCGUUUUCUCACUCCUGAGGAGCGUAAAUUCGCUGUUGACCGUCUAAGACCUGAAGGUGGUCCUACUGAUGUUGAUCGUAGCACCGCAAAAGCUCAGAUAAAACUCGCUUUUACUGACAUUAAAGUUUACGUUUAUUUAAUAAUGUUAAUGCUUGCUUCGGUCCCUUUCAAUUCCCUUAAUUUUUUCCUUCCAACCUUAGUUAAACAACUUGGUUAUACUAAUGUACAAGCUCAAUUAAUGGUCGUACCUCCUCUUGCUAUUGCUACUAUCUGGAUGACCAUUAAUUCUUGGGCUUCUGAUAAAUACCAAACGAGAACUUUGAACUUAAUGGCUGCUUAUUUAUUGUCUAUUACUGGCUUGAUAGGAUUGUUAGCAACUGAUGCUACAAAUCCUAAUUUAUAUCAUUUAAGAUAUUUUUUCACC
Messenger RNA from Racocetra persica, 1173 nucleotides. The record is from the annotation of a GenBank genome assembly. NCBI's taxonomy places the organism in Eukaryota, Fungi, Glomeromycota, Glomeromycetes, Diversisporales, Gigasporaceae.